AUGGCACCCGCGCUCGGCCUGCUGGCCCCGUCGACCGCCACCGACGCUUUCCCCCAACUAGAGACUCGCCUCGUCUCCAUCCUCGCCGCCAUAGAGUCGACGGCCGCCCUCACAGAACCGGCGACGACCACGACGACUACGACGAUGACCGCCAUGAUCUACCAAGCUGUACGCCGGCUCUCGGCCUGGCUGCUCCUUCUCCUCGUCUUCUCGACCCACUCUGACGCCUCGUCCGCACCGCAGUCGUACGACGACGGCAGCGCCAUCCUCAACCGCGGCCUCGCCUCGACCCCCUUCCGGCGACUGGGCCAGUACAGCCCGCGCUUCGCCGUCUCGCCCGCCGACUACCGCACCCCCCUCCCCGACCAUUGCGAGACGGUACAGCUGCACUCGCUCGAGCGGCACGGCGCACGCCACUUGACAAAGUCGGCCCUCAAGAGUGCAUCGGCGACGCUCGUCAAGCUCCAGUCGUCCAUCCGCGCCGUCCAGGACCUCAGCCGUCUGCUGCCCGAGCACCGCUUCGUCAAGGACGCCUCCCUCGCCAACGCCUCCGACAGCCUCAUCCCCUACGGCGCCCUCCAGGCGUGGUACAGCGGCCGCUCGGCCGCCACCCGCUUCCCGGUGCUCGCAAAGGCGGUCCCCUUUGCCCGCAGCACCGGCGACCUCGACGGCUCGGACCGCGUCAUCCUGACGGCCCAGUACUGGCUCGCCGGCUUCCAUGGCCAGGACGUACCGUUCCACUCGGCACCGCUCGACACCUCGGACGCCGUGCGCACAUUUGCCCGCGCCUCGCUGCCGCUCCCGGACGUCAUCUUUUCCGAGCACGACGGGCAGAACAACACCCUCCACGUCGACACCUGCCCCGCCGCCGAUGCCCUCACCGGCCCGGACACCGAGGACGGCGCCCAGGCUCUCUUUACCAACUCGACGCUGCUCGACACUGUCGGCCGCCGCCUCGACGACCGCCUCCGCACCGCCGGCGUGCGCAACCUCACCCUCAGCGGUACCGACCUCGUCAACCUGUCGAAUCUGUGCGCCUUCGAGACCCUGAUCGACGCCGAGCUGCUGCCCGGCUACCGCGUGCGCCACCGCCCCAGCGGCUUCUGUUCGCUCUUCCGCGACGACGACUGGGAGGCGCUGGGCUACGUCUACGACGUGGGCAAGUACUACGGCGCCGGCUAUGGCAACCCCUACCACCGCGCGCUCGGCCAGGGCUACCUCCGCGAACUGCGGGCCCGCCUGACCAACACGGCCCCCGUCCUCGAUCCGCCGACCAGCCUCAACACGACCGUCGAUGGCGAUCCCGCCCUCUUCCCCGUCGACGACGGUAGGAUCUAUCUCGACACGUCGCACGACAACGAGAUCGGGCCCAUGGUAGCCGCUCUCGGCCUCUUUGAUGGGCCCCGCCUCUCUACCGCCCGCGACGCCCAGCUCCGCCCGCGCGCCUGGCGAUUCAGCCACAUUGCCCCCUUUGGCGGCAAGAUCGAGAUCGAAAAGGUGCGGUGCCGCGCUCGUGCUCCCCAUGCCGAGCAGCAGCAGCAGGGCGGCGGCGCAAGGAGCGAGUACGUCCGCAUCCGCGCAAACGGCCAGCUCCUCUCGACCGAUCGGAGCUGGUGUCCCGCCCCGCCCUCGUCGAGGAGGCGCCGACACGCCUUCCUCUGCCCCCUCGAUGCCUUUGUAGACCGCCUGACAUUUGUACAGACCGACGACGAGUGGCAAAAGUGCUACAUCUAG
Messenger RNA from Pseudozyma flocculosa PF-1, 1734 nucleotides. RefSeq lists its product as uncharacterized. The transcript has a single exon. NCBI's taxonomy places the organism in Eukaryota, Fungi, Basidiomycota, Ustilaginomycetes, Ustilaginales, Ustilaginaceae. The record is from RefSeq and is a predicted model, not a curated record. The coding region runs from base 1 to 1734 and encodes 577 amino acids. Gene Ontology annotation, molecular function: acid phosphatase activity.